ACUCGUAUCGUUCUAUCACUAUUUGCUACUCAGCUAAAAAAGCAAAGGCGGUUAACAUCUGCAUUCUCGAUUCGUGGCCAUGUAUUUGUUAGAGCUCAACCGAAAACUGAUGCAAUCAAAGUGACAGACGUGAAAAGCAUGGAAAGUAUAGCAGCUCUUAGCAAAUAUGCAAAGAUGUCACAACAUCAACUAUUUUCACCAACAUCACCGUACAAGGUAACACCAAUGCAAGAACACAAUGACGAAAAUGUUCUUACUCCUUUUCGGAAUUGGUCGCAAUAUAAUUCCGGCAUUAGCGGAGCACCGAACCAAACAGCAGCAAAUUUAUUAACAGAAGUUGCUACUUUGAAACGAAAGAUGGAUGAAGAAGGGGAAAAGAGUGAGGCGAGACAUAAGGAACUGAUGGAACAAAAUGAAAUUUUUUACCAACAAGCGAAGAAACAAGACCUGUUGAUAAAGAGAAUUGCAGCACAGUGUUUUCCGGAUUCAGUUGACUUUAAAAUUAUUCCGUUCGGAUCGGUUGAGGAAAUAAAGAAUGUGGAAGCAAAUUUAGAGAAUUAUCCUAAAGGAGAGAUGCUGGCAUACCUAAAGAUGCACCUGGGAAGAGACGAAAUUGCCAAAUGUAUUCCUAUACUCUUAACGGAGCAACUGUUGCUAGACAUUAACUGGUGUUUGGUAAAUUGAAUUGAAAUUAUUAAAGUUUAGAAAAGUGUAACUCGUUCUUUUUUGCGGAAGCUAUAAAGAAGAAAGAGAUGUCUUUUCCCGAUUUCGAAACGGAAAUACGAAAAGGUAAAGAAAGGCAAAAAACAAAGUUUACAAAACCGCCGCCAAGAAUAAAGAAAAAUCUACUGUAUAAUA
Rhagoletis zephyria (snowberry fruit fly) is the source of this 858-nucleotide messenger RNA. RefSeq lists its product as uncharacterized. The record is from RefSeq and is a predicted model, not a curated record. Lineage: Eukaryota; Metazoa; Arthropoda; Insecta; Diptera; Tephritidae.